Molecule: messenger RNA, 132 nt
Organism: Funneliformis mosseae
Lineage: Eukaryota; Fungi; Glomeromycota; Glomeromycetes; Glomerales; Glomeraceae
Source: the annotation of a GenBank genome assembly
AUGGAAGUAGAUGAUAACCUGAAAGUACAAGACGUGAUUCGUGAAAAAUCAGCACUAAAUUAUUAUAAGAAUUUAGGGCAAAAUUAUGCCAAUCUAUUAUUAAUAUAUCUCAAGUCACAAAAAUUCAAAUAA